AUGGCAACCAUCCACGGCAUUUGCCGCCCCAAGUUCGAGGGUGUCCGAUCUAUCCUCGAGAACAACAUCAAGUCCGGCGAGGAGCUUGGCGCUUCCAUCACCAUCAACAUUGACGAUGAAGUGGUCGUGGAUAUGUGGGGUGGAUACAAAGAUCAAGAGCACAAGGAACCUUGGGAUGAAAAUACUAUUGUCAAUGUGUUUUCGAGCACAAAGACAGUCACCAGUCUUGCAGUUCUUAUCCUUGUUGAUCGAGGAUUGAUCGAUGUUCACGAACGAGUUUCUAAAUACUGGCCCGAAUUUGGCCAGAACGGCAAGGAAGACGUUCUUGUCCGUCACAUACUCUCCUACGCUUCUGGUGUGUCAGGCUGGGAAGAGCCUCUUUCAAUCGAAGAUGCGUACGACUUGGAGAAAAGCACAGCGAUGCUAGCACGCCAAGCUCCGUGGUGGACACCGGGUACAGCUUCUGGGUAUCAUGCUUUGACUUAUGGGCAUCUUCUUGGAGAGCUCGUUCGAAGAGUAUCUGGCAAAUCUCUGCGCGAAUUUGUUGCUACUGAGAUCUCAGGUCCUUUGGAUGCUGACUUCCAGAUCGGUGCCUCGAAGGAUACCUGGGAUCGGGUUACCCCCAUCAUCCCUCCAGACGCUUCAGGCAUCUCGAUGGAUUUUGAGCCUGGGUCCGUGCAAGCGAGAACAUUGCUCAACCCACCUACCGAUCCCAACUCGGCAAACACUGAAGCUUGGAGAAAUGCAGAAAUAGGCGCUGCCAAUGGUCAUGGCAACUCACGAUCACUCGCUCGUAUCCUGUCUGCUAUUACUCUGGGAGGUGAAACUGGAGGAAAGCGUAUCUUGAAGGAGGAGACUGUCAAUUUGAUCUUUGAAGAACAGCAAUCUGGAAUUGACUUGGUUCUGAAAAUGCCUUUUAGAGUUGGAAUGGGGUUUGGUCUGACGCCUUGUGUUGCACUGGAUUGGCUCCCAGAAGGCAAGGUGUGCUUUUGGGGCGGCUGGGGCGGUUCUUUCAUUAUCAUGGAUCUUGACAGACGUAUGACUAUAUCUUAUACCAUGAACAAGAUGGGUAAUGGUCUUGUGAGCAGUGACAAGGCUGCGGUUUAUGGAAAGGCUAUUUAUGAUGCAGUUAGGUAG
Fusarium poae is the source of this 1137-nucleotide messenger RNA. RefSeq lists its product as uncharacterized. The record is from RefSeq and is a predicted model, not a curated record. Bases 1 to 1137 code for a protein of 378 amino acids. The transcript has a single exon. NCBI's taxonomy places the organism in Eukaryota, Fungi, Ascomycota, Sordariomycetes, Hypocreales, Nectriaceae.